Molecule: messenger RNA, 342 nt
Organism: Ambispora gerdemannii
Lineage: Eukaryota; Fungi; Glomeromycota; Glomeromycetes; Archaeosporales; Ambisporaceae
Source: the annotation of a GenBank genome assembly
AUGAAACUUUUACCAUUUAUUUUAGAUAAUUAUAUUAUCAAAACUGAUGAAAAAAUAAAUAAAUUCAAUGUUAAAGUAUAUUGUAAAUCCUGUGUAAAAGUACUGGGUGAAGCAGAAGCACAUUUAAAAAAAUGUGUUCAUUUUGCUACUGAAACGACAUCUGAACAAAGAAAAGAAAUUUAUAACCUUGUUGAAACUAAUAUUUCUCCAGUACAAUUAGGAAAAAGAAAAGAAAUUGCUAUAUCUACCAAUGAAACUAUAUCUACAACUUCACGCUCUUCAGCUUCAAAGAUUUUAAUUCGGAAUUCAUCUUAUGGACCAAUGGACAAUUAUAUAGUUUGA